This is a messenger RNA of Nilaparvata lugens (brown planthopper), 2549 nucleotides long. Its product is annotated as TOM1-like protein 2. Gene Ontology annotation, cellular component: membrane; endosome. The coding region runs from base 405 to 2054 and encodes 549 amino acids. Gene Ontology annotation, molecular function: clathrin binding; ubiquitin binding; phosphatidylinositol binding. Gene Ontology annotation, biological process: signal transduction. The record is from RefSeq and is a predicted model, not a curated record. The transcript has 13 exons. Lineage: Eukaryota; Metazoa; Arthropoda; Insecta; Hemiptera; Delphacidae.
ACAUACAGAAUAAAAUGUCGUCUACUUACUCAGAAACUCAAGUCUCAAACUUUUGCUAGGAUAAUUCUGGAUUUCAUAAUUUUCAGCUUCUAUUAAACGACCAGCUUCACCCUUCGGGCCUUGCUCCCUCAAAGCUUCUUUUAUCAAGUCGCGAGUGAUAACUCCGGGCUCUAUAUCGGCGUGAAUAAUUUGAUGAUUUUCACACAUUAUAAACUGGAGCGUGUCAAUUUCCAGUGAUAAUCAAACUACUUUGACAGCCCCUCAAAAAAAUACAAAGUAGUUUUUGACAGCAUCAUUAUGUAACCAUAGCAACACAAUUCUUGCCUUGAUAUUAUAGUUUGAGUUUGACACAGUAGACGGCACUAUCAUAUGAUCAAACGUGAAUCAGCUAUCAAACCACAAAUAUGUCGUCGUUUUUUGGUGUUGGUGUAAAUCCGUUUACUACACAAGUUGGACAACGAAUAGAACAAGCAACAGACGGCAGCCUAGCGUCCGAGAAUUGGGCUCUGAACAUUGAGAUCUGCGACAUCAUAAACGAGACAGAAGAUGGACAUAAGGAUGCCGUUAAGGCGCUUAGGAAGAGACUUCAGCAGAAUGUCGGCAAAAAUCACACUGUCGUUAUGUACACGUUGACUGUUCUGGAAACGUGCGUGAAAAACUGUGGAAAGCGAUUUCACGUACUCGUUUGUAAUAAAGAGUUCAUUCAAGAACUUGUUAAGCUGAUUGAGCCCUCUUCACCGUCUUGGCUCGAAUCUCUUCCCUCCCCCUUGCAAUCCUUCUCUAAUUCAAUAUCUGCCCGUUUGCCUGUCGAAAAGGGACCCAAAUACGACCCACCCACAUCGGUGCAGGAGAAGGUGUUGAGUCUGAUACAGAGCUGGGCGGAUGCGUUCAAGAAUCAGCCGGAGAUGAAUGGAGUGGUGCAGGUCUAUCAGGAUCUUAAGAAUAAGGGCAUCGAGUUCCCGCCAACUGAUUUGGACGCUAUGGCGCCAAUACACACGCCUCAGAGGAGCAUACCAGAUGGCUCCGACAUACCGGUGGGGGUGCCGGCGCUAGUCGCCCAGCAGGAGGGCACCCUAGGCGUGAGUGCUCCACCUCACAUGACACAUCAGCAGCAGCCCAAUGCAGUGCCUGUGCCUAGGGCGGCAGCCCAACAGUUGGCGCCCGAUCAGAUGGCCAAACUUCGCAAAGAGUUGGAUGUCGUCACUGGCAACAUGAACGUUCUCAAUGAAAUGCUCACCGAACUCACGCCUGGCAAGGAGCAUCCCAGUGAUAUACAGUUGCUCAAGGAGCUGUAUUCGACGUGCAAAGUGAUGCAGCAAAGACUGGUUGAGUUGAUUAGCAAGUUGGCCAAUGAUGAGGUCACAGCCGAACUGCUGCGCAUCAAUGAUCUGCUCAACAAUCUUUUCUUGAGAUACAGUAGAUUCGAGAAGAACUGUGGCAUGGGAAGUCGUGAGUCGGUGCCAACGACCAAUGGCGUGGCAGAUGGUGAGAAGGGAGCGGAGUCACUCAUUGAUCUCAGCGAUGAGGGACUCAAUUCACAACUGUCAGCCCUUUCAAUGGGAGCUACAGCCUCCUCGCAGCUGGCUUCGAUGAGUUCGGUUUCUGCCCAGCAGGGGGCAGCAGCUGUCAACAGUCGCCUGCGCAAAGACGACACAGAAUUCGACAUGUUUGCGCAGUCCAGAAACGCCACCUAUGAGUCCUCCAAAGCCGGAGGAAGCACGUAUGAAGCGAACCUAAAGCCAGACCAGAUCAGUGGAGGUCUAGGGGCUGCCACGGCGGCACGUAACAGUAUUCAAGCGACCCCCUCAACACAACAGAUGCAUAAGGAAAGCGAUUUCGAUGAAAUGGCAGCAUGGCUAGGAGAAGAAGAAAGUGCCCCGCAAGAAUCGCUCACCAGCAGCGAGUUUGACCGUUUUCUGGCCGAGCGAGCCGCGGCUGCCGACGGGGGGGCUACCCCCUCCCGGACCCCUGCACCCCCCACCUCCACCUCCACCGCCAGCCCACGUCACAGAAAGUCGCAAAAGGAAGAGGAGGCCUCAUUGUUCGCCAUGUAAUGUAGGUCGAUAGGUCUAAUCGUUGAAGGUGAUUGGAGUCAGUCUUAGUACCAAAUAAUAUAAUGAGAUUGAUUAAGAGAGUAUAUAUUAUUAUUAUUUAUGGUCAUAAAAUAAUGUGAAUGGUAUUAAUGUUUAUAAAGACCUUGAAAGUGUUAACCCACAAUGUAUCUUUAUUUAUUUUAUGCUCUUAGCUUUACUACUGAAUAUUUGGCAUUUCAAAAACUAUUUCUUGUAGAAUUAAUUUCAAUUUCUUCUCAAAUGAAGGGUUUAUUGUUAUGACAGAAACGUUAAUCAUUAUUUAACUGGGGGUAAGUAAAUUGAAAUUCUAGGGCCGUAUACAUAAUCUAAGUUCAAACGGGAUCGGGGUGGUUUAAGGCUGUGCAAAAGCUAAAAAUAAACUUUUUACUCGUGAUAUUUUUCAAAGUUUUUUGAUUUGUAUAUCGUCAAGCUAUCAAAAUGAAAAAGGUUUCUCAGGAAAACAUUUUUUUUCUGAUC